AUGGACUCUACAGCAAACUGCCACUUAACCAAAAACUUCCCGAAAGAGUGCAAGGGAGACAAACCAUUCGCGCCGUCUUUCUCCGAGGGUUGGCUGAAUGUCGAUAUUUGUGCCGAGGGAAGUUACGACGCUGUGGCUUGGAACACAAGUCGAAACAAACAAGAGCGCAAUGAGACUUUGUGGUUGUCUAUGAAAUGGGAUAUUCCUGAAGGUCAAGACAGUUCUGGACAAUUUCGAAAUAAUGAUAGCUAUGUCCUCAGAUGCGAGAGUGUCUCAAAAAGAGGGUGGUUUCAGCUCCCGAACAACGCAAAUGGAGGAAAUCCUGGGCCCUUACGUGACGAGUGGCCUUCGUGGAGGGAACUCAAGUAUGAGUUCAAUGAUUAUUAUAUCACUAGUCCUCGGUGGGAUAGCGAAUUUCCAGGCGACAGGUAUCCCGCCGCAGAAAUCACGGACGAAGAACUGCAAAACUAUCGCGAUCAAUCGAGCUACGCUUACCAAGGAGCCCCCGUGCCUGGUCCACUCAUGACGGUGGCUCUGGCUAUGUUUGGAAAUUCGUCAUUCUUUCAAGCAGCUGGGGUUGCUGGUCGCGACACUUACAACCAGACCAUCGACAACAUCUGUGACAACUCGUUGUUGCCAAUGCUUGGACUGAUGCCGGACAGUUACAACAUGGGCUGGUGCAGUCCAUCCGUAAGAAACCGGAAGCAUAGUCUGGAAAUGCAGGAUGUGAUUUAUUACUAUUUCAACGGUCUCAAGAACGAAGAGGCCACCGAACAAGCACUCGAAAAGGCCAUGUUCUUUGCCAACGAAGCCCUUCUCACCACCGCCGCCUCAUUGCCCCAGAAGCGCCCCAUCUUCUACAGCCCGGGAACUGCGGUCAUGAAACCAAAAAAGGAUUUAUUAGCGGUGAUCAUUGUCACUACACUAAUAUGUGUUCAAGUUACGGCGCUUUGUGUGCUGAUGUGGUUCACACAGCGUGUCCCUACGUGGACGGAUACUCUUGAUGCGGAUGCUUUGGCGCAGAUCGGAGGUCAACUGAAGGAAUGGGGAGAGCCCAGACCGGAUCUGAGGCAAAUGAAUGGUAUUGUGGGAGUUGAUGAGACUCGACAUCAGGCCGGGACGUCAUCAGUCAGACUGCCGUUGGGGGAGGAUGCUGCUUUGCAGUCAGGGUCUGUACAUUUGACACUUGGCGGGGAGGGAUUGAUUGAUCAACAGAGGAGUGAUAAAGAGGAUGCAAGUAGAUACGACUACUGUGGUCGAAGCGAGAUGAAUCUGUUUGGCAAGUAA
Molecule: messenger RNA, 1287 nt
Organism: Fusarium musae
Lineage: Eukaryota; Fungi; Ascomycota; Sordariomycetes; Hypocreales; Nectriaceae
Exons: 2
Coding region: 1-1287 (428 amino acids)
Source: RefSeq, a predicted model, not a curated record